UCAUAUCCGAGAGAAAUAUCAGGCGGUUUUAGGGGAGGGGCCUGGCAAGGCUGGGAGUCCUGCUUUAAACUCUGGAGGGCCAAUUAGGAAAUUAGCCAGAGUGGGCGCGGCGCCGGACUCCCGCCCACCCGCGUGCUCUGAGAAAGUCCCCGCGGUGCUGCGACUCACCCGCUGGACACGUCUGCUGCCUUACUGCUGCUGGGGUCCACAAUCCCAGAUCAAAAUUGAAAAAAAUGGUUGACCUCACCCAACUAAUGGAAAAUGAAGUACUGAUGGCCUUUGCCUCCUAUACGACGAUUGUUCUUUCAAAAAUGAUGUUAAUGAGUACUACGACUGCGUUCUAUAGAUUGACAAGAAAGGUUUUUGCCAACCCAGAAGACUGUGCAACCUUUGGCAAAGGAGAAAAUGCCAAGAAGUUUCUUCGGAUAGAUGACAGAGUGGAACGUGUACGAAGGGCCCAUCUGAAUGACCUUGAAAAUAUUGUGCCAUUUCUUGGUAUUGGCCUUCUGUAUUCCUUAAGUGGUCCAGACCUCUCUACAGCCAUCCUGCACUUCAGACUCUUUGUCGGAGCACGGAUCUACCACACCAUUGCAUAUUUGCUACCUCUUCCCCAGCCUAAUCGCGCUUUGGCUUUUUUUGUUGGAUACGGAGUUACUGUUUCAAUGGCUUACAGGUUGCUGAAGAGUAGAUUGUACCUUUAAGGAGAAUCAUACAACUCAAUUAUCCAAUUAUUUUCUAAUAAUUCUGUACUUCCAAUUUAUAACGAAUACUUUUUAAGAUUUUAAGUGGGAAGGAACAGAGAAAUUAAGAUGGGGAAAACCAUCACUAGUAUCUUUCAUUCUCAUUAUAUUUCCACUACAAAUUUAACAUAACUUUUAAGUCUUUCAUCUUACUCUUAAAGUAAUUUGUUGUAAAUUUUGAUUAUAAUUUGUAAUGUUUAACAUUUCAUAUUUUAAAUCAUAAAGUGAGUGUACGUAUGAGAAACCUAUAUUUUAAUAUUGCUGAAAUGGGCAUAUGAAAUAAAGAAUUUAAAGAAUAA
Rhinolophus ferrumequinum (greater horseshoe bat) is the source of this 1039-nucleotide messenger RNA. RefSeq names its product microsomal glutathione S-transferase 1 (gene MGST1). The record is from RefSeq and is a predicted model, not a curated record. Bases 234 to 701 code for a protein of 155 amino acids. Gene Ontology annotation, cellular component: membrane; mitochondrion. The transcript is spliced from 4 exons. Gene Ontology annotation, molecular function: glutathione transferase activity. NCBI's taxonomy places the organism in Eukaryota, Metazoa, Chordata, Mammalia, Chiroptera, Rhinolophidae.